UACUUUGCUUGAUCUUCAUCAAUUGCGUUGAAGCGUUUUAGCAUCCGAUAUUUCACGACCUUCGUGGCUUUUGGUCUACGACAAAGUGGCAUAUCUCCCUCAUCUUCAACCUUCUCGGAAUGGGUACACCGACCCCAAUCAUCCGAGAGAGGACGACCUCUCGUAGACCCCGUCCUUCUCUUUCCGCCGAUCCCAUCAACCAGGAAUAUGAGAAUUGGCGUCAACAAGACACGCAGCAGCUCAUCCAUCAACGCAAAAUAAUGCGUACUCGCAUGCAUCGAGCGAGCAUAGCAGCCAUGGAGAAGCAGUCUGUCAUUCAUCGAAAGCGUAGUCACUCCCGCACUCGCGAGAGCGAUGUCAACUCAAACAGCAACAUGGAUCCUGAUGAAGGAGUUUGCUCUUCUCAUGGGGACGAGGAUGAAGAUACCCAGUCUCAAAAGCGGAUGCGAGCCAGUGAUUGGCCUCUCACCCGCAGCGCUGAAGCCAUUGUGAACGCGGACAAAGAGCGUGAAGGGGAAGGCAAGGAAGGCACCAACACGUCCCUCAAUACAAACUACUCUGCCGAUAGUUACAACGCUAGAUCUCACCGUGGACGCUCACCCGGAAACACUGCCAACGCUCCCUCCCGGAAUCGACGCUCAGUCCCAAAAUCCAGCACCCGCAAGUCCAAGUUCCUCGAAGCUAGCAUGGGCGAUAGAGCCAGCGAGAAACCCCCUACCUUCUUCACUCGCUACUUCAGGCCCAACACUACCCUUGCUGAAGAUGUGGGCACAUCACAAGACGAGCUGAUGGAAGAUUAUCACGCCUACGCGUCGACUAGCUCUCUCACCCCUUCGGCAUCCGCAUAUCAUCACAGCGGAAUGACCUCACGUGCAGGCAUGCACACCCCAAACCCUAGCAUCACAACCGGCAUCACCGCCGACAGCAAGACUUCUGGUGUCUAUCGCUUCGGCAAGUCGUUCGCGACGUCCUUCAACCCCGUCAGCAUCUGGAAUAAGGUCGCGACCACCUGGAGUAAGGAACCUGCUAGUCCCAGGGACUCAUCCUCCUCCGAAACCAACGAUGCGCGGAAGCGAGAGCUCGACGAUCGCCAGGCACGUGCACAUCAGGCAUACGCGGACCUAAAGCGUUCGGGACAACUGAGCACAUUGGGAAGCAAGACUAUCCCGAAGGAGAUGAGGGUGCGUGCAGAGGGAUAUACCCGACAGAUGUCGACGGAGCCAACCCCGAAUGCAUGGGGAAAGUCGGUUGGCAGGGACGCGAGGCGCCCGAUCAGCUUGAACGCAGUACUGAAUGAGCGUCCUUCGGUGCCGCCGAUGCCGACGCGGGACGCGCCACUCCCACCACCUCCGCCGCCGGGGCCAUCGCCGAGCAGGAAACCUGGAUGGGGCCUGGGAUUGCUGAAGACACCGUCGUUCCAGAAUUUGAAGCGCGUAAGGUCGGAAGUGGAGCUGCAGAGGCCGAUGACAGCGAAGAGUCAGAAAGAGGUGGGGAAGAGGAACAAGUUGUCGAAGCGGGUGAGCGAUUUGGAGACGAAGUUGGAGACCGCGAGGAAGGAGUUGGCGGAAACACUUGUGAGAGAGGCAGAGGAGAAUGCUGAAGCUCCGCCUGUUCCAAGGGUGCCCGAGUCGUACAGUGCCUUUUUCAGACAUCGAGGAGUCAUGUCUGAUCAAGAUCCGGCGGCUGGACAAGCAACAGGUGGAAGUGAGCGCCUCGUGAUCGAUAAUCGUAUCAGUCGACAAGCAUCCACUGAUCGAUCUCUCUUCACUUCACGUAGUCGAAGUGAGCUCCACGAUACUCCAAGCUACGUUUCAGACUCAGAGGCAUCUGCCACGAGUCAGAUCUAUCGUGAGAUCGAAUCUCAUUCCAAGUUAUAUCGACGACCUGGGGCUGCAAUGAAGCCUUCACUUCCAUCACUUCCUUCCGAACGCUUACUCUUCCCCGAUCAACAGCUCAUCGAUGAGCCUGGAGACGAUAGCGACAUGGAUCCCUUCACUAAUAGCUCUAUGCAUGGGGCCAACCGCGUCAGUGUCUUUCCAAAUCCGACUUCUUGGAAUCCAGCCGCUGCUCAACCGUCUGGAGUUGACGGGAAUGGCAACUUCAUCGCGUUCGACUCGGCCGCUGAAACUACUGCUGGUGCGAACACUGAUCCAGUCUUUAACCCACCGGACGACUUGCAUGAUGACAUCGCCGAUUCAAUUGAGCGCAACAAUGAGGAUAUCCGACCCGAAGAGCGGAUCCCUGCAGACAAGCUCAGCUCCGUUGAAGCCACUUCUAAAGCGUCCCGCACUCGACGACGCAGCACUAUCAAGCGCAAGCUCGGUGAGAAGGACAUUUCCUACAAGCCUACUCGCGACGGCGGCGAGAGCGACGACGAAAGGGAAUGGAAGGGAGCUAGCCGUGCUAGUCGCAAGAAGCGCAAGAGCAACGGGAGCAUCGACUCGAAGGACGGAAUCAAAGGAAGUCUCGUUACCAAGCCUAAGGGAAAAGUCAGCAACGAGAGUCCUAAGGCGAAGAAGAAGGGAGGGAAGAAGCUCACCUUUGGUGAUACCACGAAGAGUGUCUUGGUGAAGAGCCGGAUCCCAAAGCCUGACAGUCGAGUCGGCAGCAAGAGCGACGAUGUACCCAAUCCCCCUCCCGCUGAAGCGACCGACUCCAGUGGAAAGCCCGCGAACCCCAAAGGCCAAGCCAUCAGCAACGGCCAACUGCUCACCCCCAACGGCAGCGCACGUACCUCCAUCUCCUCCGCCAAUUCCAUCCCGUUCACGGAUGCGCAGACUGCGACCCACACUACUUCGGGCUCUACCUCCGCCAAUACUAACGAGCACGCGACCUCAAAGCCCGCCUCCGCGCAAUGGUACCCUGUCAACCUUCCCCCUCCCUCCUCCGUCCGCAACCGCAGCGACAGCCCGACCAAGCCGGCGCCCCGCCACGCUCCGCCCCUCCCAUCGGGGAAGCUGCGCAAGGCACCGAAGGCGUCCGGAGCCGCGAACGGGGGGCGGAGGCGGAAGUCGUUUUCGCCGCCGCCGGUUCCGGCAGUGCCGGGGAGUGCGGGGAAGAAGAACUCGGAGGGGGAGUGGGAGUGGCCGCCGGAUGUGUUCUGAGUGACUGAAGUGCCAUGGAGAGAAGCAAGGAGGAAGGAGGACGGAGGGAGCUGGUGGUGAGGUGACAGGGAUACACAAGCUUCGAGGGAUUUUCGGUCGACAGAGGUGGAAGACGCCGAUCUUAUAGCGGUGGAUUUUUCUUUUGCUUUUCAUGUUGGGGAGUUUUUACGUCAUGGGGAGAUACUCAGGUCUCCUUAGGGCUGCAUGCCAUGCCGCAUGCGAGGCUUGGACCGGAAGGUGCAGUCUCACUCAGAGAUUCGCGCACAGCACGAGCAAGUCCUGCGGCGAAUAUGGAGAAGGUCCUUUAUCAUGGUCAUGGAGUUCAGGGUAUGGAUCACCUUCACAUCGAUACGUUUCAGCCCAGUCAGGGAGCUUAUGAAGUUAUGAGCAACGAAUCACGAUGCGAUUCAGCG
Molecule: messenger RNA, 3517 nt
Organism: Eremomyces bilateralis CBS 781.70
Lineage: Eukaryota; Fungi; Ascomycota; Dothideomycetes; Eremomycetales; Eremomycetaceae
Exons: 2
Coding region: 120-3104 (994 amino acids)
Source: RefSeq, a predicted model, not a curated record